UAUCAGGAGCUGGAAGCGUGCAAAACCUGUCGCGGAUGGUCGCGCCUUCAAAAACGAGUCAUUUGAUUGGGUGGAAAAUCACCUUAUAAACACGAUUUGCAUAAAUUCUAUCUUGUUGACACGAGCUUAAGGUCAUACGACGUUUAUAAAAUGGUGUACGAGACAUAGGAUCUCUUAUUCAGUGAAAACCUCUUCGAUCGUGAUCAUGAGGGACGAACUUAAGUACCUCACCGGCUUCGGAUCAGAAUUUUCCAGCGAGGACGAACGCUAUCCAAAUUCUCUGCCCGUUGGUCAAAAUAAUCCACAAAAAUGCCCUUACGGGCUGUACGCGGAACAAUUAUCUGGAACCGCCUUCACAGCACCUCGACUGGAGAACAAAAGAAGUUGGCUUUAUCGGAUCAGACCAUCCGUAGUGCACGAACCAUUUGUUCUCAUUAACGAUGCCGCACAUUUGACGCACAAUUGGGAUGCGAUUCCACCAAAUCCAAAUCAGAUGCGUUGGAAACCGUUUGACGUACCCACUCGACAAGAUCCCGGAGUCGAUUUCGUUCAAGGUCUUCAUACUGUCUGUGGAGCCGGAGACGCCAGAGUACGUUCUGGAAUCGCGAUCCAUGUUUAUCUCUGCAAUGCUUCAAUGCGCAAUAAAGCCCUUUAUAAUGCAGACGGUGACUUUUUGAUCGUACCGCAACUUGGUUGUUUGCAAAUAACGACGGAAUUUGGAAAGAUGAAGGUUGAUCCCAACGAGAUUUGCGUUAUACAACAAGGGAUGCGUUUUUCGGUAACGGUUCUUGGCCCAUCGAGAGGGUACAUUCUAGAAGUAUUCGACAAUCAUUUUCAGUUGCCCAAUCUCGGACCUAUAGGUGCCAAUGGGUUGGCCAACCCUCGGGAUUUUCUUACGCCGGUAGCCUGGUUCGAAGAUCGCGAAACUCCGUUUACGAUAAUAUCAAAAUAUCAAGGGAAGCUAUUCGCAGCUUCUCAAGGUCACAGUCCUUUCGACGUGGUAGCCUGGCAUGGGAAUUACGUCCCCUACAAGUAUGAUCUAGAUCGUUUCAUGGUUGUGAACUCCGUAUCCUUCGAUCACUGCGAUCCCUCCAUCUUCACCGUCCUCACUUGCCCGUCAAAUAAGCCUGGUACCGCCGUUGCUGACUUUGUGAUAUUCCCACCGAGAUGGUCAGUCCAAGAACACACGUUUCGGCCUCCAUAUUAUCACCGAAACUGCAUGAGCGAGUUCAUGGGGUUGAUAAAGGGUCGAUACGAGGCGAAGGAAGAAGGUUUCCAAGCCGGAGGUGCUUCUCUGCAUUCGAUUAUGACACCGCACGGACCAGAUACCGCGUGUUUCGAAGGUGCUUCAAACGCGGAAUUGGUUGCUGAAAGAAUAGCUGAUGGCACCCAAGCCUUUAUGUUCGAAUCCUCUUUCAGUUUAGCUGUAACCCAUUGGGGUGAGCACACCAGCCAGAAACUUGAUCCAGAUUAUUAUCAAUGCUGGCAAAAUCUGAAGAAACAUUUUGACCUGAAAGCUCUCGGAGAAAAUUUACCAAGCGAUGAUUGAAAUGCAUUGAGUUGCAGAUAUUACAUACAGAAAGAGCACCCAUCGCGUUUCCCGACGUGAAAUGAUACUUCUGAAAAUUUUGUAUAAUGAGUUUGAUCAAUAAAUCAUGCCACAACA
Athalia rosae (coleseed sawfly) is the source of this 1666-nucleotide messenger RNA. RefSeq names its product homogentisate 1,2-dioxygenase (gene hgo). Lineage: Eukaryota; Metazoa; Arthropoda; Insecta; Hymenoptera; Athaliidae. The coding region runs from base 206 to 1549 and encodes 447 amino acids. The transcript has 8 exons. Gene Ontology annotation, molecular function: homogentisate 1,2-dioxygenase activity. The record is from RefSeq and is a predicted model, not a curated record. Gene Ontology annotation, biological process: L-phenylalanine catabolic process. Gene Ontology annotation, cellular component: cytoplasm.